GAGCGGGACCGCGGCAGGAUUGGCAGGGGAGGGCACAGCCCCUUGUCCUCUGGCCUGGGCUGGGGGGCCACGUCCGGAAGGCUGGACUGAGGCCAGGGCUGUGCUCCCACCCUUUGCGCGGGGCUCAGGCUGCCUGCCAGGGCUGAUAAGAGGCCCUCUGGGGGCUCCCACAAACGGUUUAUCACUGGGGCCGGGAAGGGGGGGACAGCCGGUACGGCUCAGGAGGGGGCGUGAGCAUGGAGCGGCUUUGGGGUCUACUCCAGAGAGCGCAAAGAUUGUCCCCAAGACUCUCUCAGACCAUCUACAGGCGUGUGGAGGGCACCCAGCAGGGGCGUCUGGAGGAGGAAGAGGAAGACGGGGAGGAGGGGGCCGAGCCACAGGCCCACUUCUGCCACAUGGAGCUGAGGGGCCCUGAGCCCCUGGGCUCUCGACCAGGACGUCAAAACCUUGGACUCUGGGCGGCAGCAGGACGAAGGGCCACCCCCUACCUGGUCCUGACAGCCCUGCUGAUCUUCACUGUGGCCUUCCUCCUGGGCUACGUGGCCUUCCGAGGGUCCUGCCAGGUGUGCGGGGACGACGUGUUGGUGCUCAACGAGGACAUGAACUAUGAGCUGGGCCCGGACUCCCACCAGGGCAUGUUAUACUGGAGCGACCUCCAGGCCAUGUUCCUGCGGCUCCUGGGGGAGGGGUCCCUGGAGGACGCCAUCAAGCAAACCAGCCUUCGGAAAAGGGUAGCCGGCUCGGCUGGGAUGGCCGCCCUGUCUCAGGACAUCCGCGUGGCGCUCUCCAGCCAGAAGCUGGACCACGUGUGGACAGACACGCACUACGUGGGGCUGCAGUUCCCGGACCCGGCUCACCCCAACACCCUGCACUGGGUGGAUGCGACCGGAGGGCCGGGGGAGCAGCUGCCGCUGGAGGACCCCGACGUCUACUGUCCCUACAGCGCCACGGGCAACGCCACGGGAGAGCUGGUGUACGCCCACUACGGGCGGCCGGAGGACCUGCAGGACCUGCGGGCCAGGGGCGUGGAGCCAGCGGGGCGCCUCCUGCUGGUGCGCUUGGGGGUGAUCAGCUUUGCCCAGAAGGUGGCCAGUGCCCAGGACUUUGGGGCCCGAGGCGUGCUCAUAUACCCCGACCCAGCAGACUUCUCCCAGGACCCACACAAGCUCCCCCUGUCCAGCCACCGAGCUGUGUUUGGACACGUGCACCUGGGAACUGGGGACCCCUACACACCUGGCUUCCCUUCCUUCAAUCAAACCCAGUUCCCUCCAGUGCAGUCCUCGGGCCUCCCUAGCAUCCCAGCCCAGCCCAUCAGUGCAGACAUUGCCACCCUCCUGCUGAGGAGGCUUGAAGGUCCUGUGGUCCCCCAAGAAUGGCAGGGGAGCCUCCCAGUCUCCCCUUAUCACCUGGGCCCUGGGCCAGGCCUGCAUCUGGAGGUCAACAACCACAGGGCCUCCACCCCCAUCAGCAACAUCUUUGGCUGCAUCGAGGGCCGCUCUGAGCCAGAUCACUAUGUUGUCAUCGGGGCCCAGAGGGACGCAUGGGGCCCAGGAGCGGCCAAGUCCGCCGUGGGGACCGCCAUACUGCUGGAGCUGGUGCGGACCUUUUCCUCCAUGGUGAGCAAUGGCUUCCGCCCCCGCAGAAGUCUUCUCUUCAUCAGCUGGGACGGAGGUGACUUUGGGAGUGUGGGCUCCACGGAGUGGCUAGAGGGCUACCUCAGCGUGCUGCACCUCAAAGCUGUAGUCUAUGUGAGCCUGGACAACGCAGUGCUGGGGGAUGACAAGUUCCAUGCCAAGACCAGCCCCCUUCUGAUCAGCCUCAUCGAGAGCAUCCUGAAGCAGGUGGACUCUCCUAACCGCAGCGGGCAGACCCUCUACGAGCAGGUGGUGUUCAACAAUCGCAGCUGGGAUGCUGAGGUGAUCCGGCCGCUGCCCAUGGACAGCAGUGCCUAUUCCUUCACGGCCUUUGCGGGGGUCCCUGCCGUCGAGUUCUCCUUCAUGGAGGAUGGCACCCCGUACCCGUUCCUGCACACGAAGGACGACACGUAUGAGAACCUGCACAAGGUGCUGCGGGGCCGCCUGCCCGCCGUGGCCCAGGCUGUGGCCCAGCUCGCUGGCCAGCUCCUCAUCCGGCUCAGCCACGAUCACCUGCUGCCCCUGGACUUCGGCGGCUAUGGGGACGUGGUCCUCAGGCACAUCGGCAGCCUCAACGAGUUCUCUGGGGACCUCAAGGCUCGCGGGCUGACCCUGCAGUGGGUGUACUCAGCGCGGGGGGACUACAUCCGGGCGGCCGAGAAGCUGCGGAAGGAGAUCUACAGCUCGGAGGAGAGCGACGAGAGGCUGAUGCGCAUGUACAACGUGCGCAUGAUGCGGGUGGAGUUCUACUUCCUGUCCCAGUACGUGUCGCCGGCCGACUCCCCGUUCCGCCACAUCUUCCUGGGCCGCGGAGACCACACGCUGGGCGCCCUGCUCGACCACGUGCGGCUGCUGCGCUCCGGCUCCGGGGCCCCUGGGGCCGCCUCCUCCGGGGUGGCGCCCGGCCUGGGCUUCCAGGAGAGCCGCUUCCGACGUCAGCUGGCCCUGCUCACCUGGACGCUGCAGGGGGCAGCCAACGCGCUUAGUGGGGACGUCUGGAACAUCGAUAACAAUUUCUGAGGCCCUCCGGGGCCCCCACCUGCCCCGGGGCCCCCACCUGUCCCUGCCCCCUGCCGACAGCUCCUGCUCUCCCUGCCUGGGCGAUUUCUGGGUGACCGAGGUGCCCCUGCACCACCUCUCAUUGCUGACAGGUUUCUCAUGAGCCCUUCCUGUCUCUUAGGGGGCCUGACUCCAGCGCAGACACCCACAUACCCCUGGUCCUGAACUGUAGGAGUAGGUGAGCGGUGCCUUCCUCAAUGGGACGUUCAUCCUAUCAGCUAAUCAAGGAGCAACAUCCUCUCCGUCUGUCACAGUCCCUUCGCCUUCAGGAGCAGGGUCCCCCACACCUAGAGACCACUCUGGAAUGUUUCCUGGGCCCUGGGACCUGGCCAGCCCUCCUAGUGGGGAAGAUGGCUGGGACUAGAGCCUUAUGGCCAACACGUGGUCUGUGGUGGGACGAGCUGGGGUUUGGACUUCAAUAAACCACCUAGUGACAUCCUUG
Equus quagga is the source of this 3135-nucleotide messenger RNA. It is a transcript of the gene TFR2, whose product is annotated as transferrin receptor 2. Gene Ontology annotation, cellular component: external side of plasma membrane. Gene Ontology annotation, molecular function: transferrin receptor activity. Lineage: Eukaryota; Metazoa; Chordata; Mammalia; Perissodactyla; Equidae. Gene Ontology annotation, biological process: endocytic iron import into cell; transferrin transport. The transcript has 18 exons. The record is from RefSeq and is a predicted model, not a curated record. The coding region runs from base 237 to 2654 and encodes 805 amino acids.